Oxyura jamaicensis (ruddy duck) is the source of this 681-nucleotide messenger RNA. RefSeq names its product ribosomal protein L21 (gene RPL21). Gene Ontology annotation, biological process: translation. Bases 151 to 633 code for a protein of 160 amino acids. Gene Ontology annotation, molecular function: structural constituent of ribosome. The transcript has 6 exons. The record is from RefSeq and is a predicted model, not a curated record. Gene Ontology annotation, cellular component: ribosome; cytosolic large ribosomal subunit. Lineage: Eukaryota; Metazoa; Chordata; Aves; Anseriformes; Anatidae.
UCCCGUCAGGCGCGCCGCGGGCAGCCCCGGCGAGGCCCCGCAGUUAAGCGCGGCCGCGGUGCCGCCCCUUUCCUUUCGGGCCGCGGCGCCAUUUUGUGGGCACACGGGGAGCCGCGCCGAGCCCCCAGCGCCCGUCAGUAAUCAGCCAAAAUGACGAACACAAAGGGAAAGAGGAGGGGAACACGUUAUAUGUUCUCAAGGCCGUUUCGCAAACAUGGAGUUGUUCCUCUGGCUACCUAUAUGCGCAUCUACAAGAAGGGCGAUAUAGUUGAUAUCAAGGGUAUGGGUACUGUACAAAAAGGUAUGCCCCACAAGUGUUACCAUGGCAAGACUGGAAGGGUAUAUAAUGUCACGCAGCACGCUGUGGGUGUUAUCGUUAACAAGAAGGUUAAGGGUAAGAUUCUUGCCAAGAGAAUUAAUGUGCGUAUUGAGCAUAUUAAACAUUCCAAGAGCAGAGACAGCUUUCUGCAGCGUGUGAAGGAGAAUGAGAAGAAGAAAAAGGAAGCAAAAGAAAAAGGCAUUUGGGUUCAACUGAAACGCCAGCCUGCUCCACCAAGGGAAGCGCACUUCGUGAGAACUAAUGGGAAGGAUCCAGAGCUGCUGGAGCCAAUUCCCUAUGAAUUCAUGGCAUAAUGAACAUUUUAAAAAGAUAAAUUAAAGAUCUGUUUUUGGACAAGUGUA